Beta vulgaris subsp. vulgaris (sugar beet) is the source of this 2541-nucleotide messenger RNA. RefSeq names its product transcription factor FAMA. Gene Ontology annotation, biological process: stomatal complex development; positive regulation of DNA-templated transcription; guard cell differentiation. Gene Ontology annotation, cellular component: nucleus. NCBI's taxonomy places the organism in Eukaryota, Viridiplantae, Streptophyta, Magnoliopsida, Caryophyllales, Amaranthaceae. The record is from RefSeq and is a predicted model, not a curated record. Gene Ontology annotation, molecular function: protein dimerization activity; DNA-binding transcription factor activity.
UGGUAGUAUUAUUUGGGUGGUGGACUCACGACUUUUGCUGUCAGUGUCUUGAGCCUUGUGGAGUUGUGGUGUAAAAACAAUACAAGUAUUUGUUCUGCAAUUCUGCAAAGGCUCCUUAGUCCUUCCCCUUCCCCAUCUCAUUAUCUUCAUUACCAUUAUCUGAUCUCUUCAUUACCAUUAUCUGAUCUCCUAAUAAGUUCUUAAUAUCCCAGCAAAUUACAUUAAUUUCUUCAAGUUUGCACGCAUUUGACUAUAUAUACAUAUAUAUAUAUAUACAAGUCAUACAAAACAAUAGAGUAUAUUGUAUUUAUAUACUCAAUUUCCUUUUUGUUCAUAUAAAAAACGAAAUAAUUUUCGCACUGUUUCAUCUCAUAUUUCCAUCUCUGUAAUAGAUCUAUUAUCUUAUUGCAUUGGUACGUAAAUGGUAACUAGCCAGAUCUCCUAGAGUGUAUAUAGAUUGCUAACGUUAUCCAAGAGGUAUAUGUAUAUAUACAUUUUUAGGAGUGGACAAAACCUAGAUUAAGCCAACAGAAAGCAGAGAUCACACCUGGCCUACAAAUACACUAGAUAGAAGUUGCAUUUCCAUGAAAUAAUAAUAUUCAUAUAUAUAUUUACAAUUGUCUGUAUAUGAAUAUCGAACGCAGUUCAAACCCAAAGCAAAACCGUAUUACUGACACUAGUAGCUAGCCAGCUAGGAGUGGAGUAUAUAUUAAUAGAAGUCAGAUGCAGAAAGAAGAAAACUACACGGGGGCCUCCGAAUAUGAAGCAGGAGGGAGAUUUGGCAUCGCCAACGAUGUGGACAACUCUUCUGUUGCUCCUAAUCCCACAUAUCAUCAUCAUCAUCAAGGUGGACCUGGUCCAUUGCUGUCUUAUCAUCAACCUGAAGCUGAAGCUGAAGUUCAAGGUCAAGGUGACAACCACAUAAUUCAUGGGAGCGGAUCAGGAUCAGGAUCAGGAUCAGUUAUGGUGGAUUACAUGCUACACGACCCGAUCAACAAUGCCAUCCCAUCAAGAACAGCUUAUCAUCAUCAUCAUCAUCAUCAUGAACAGCCCAUAAACUGUGUUAGUGGAAGAGGUUAUGCAGAUAGGACCGGCCUCAGCUUCGCAGAUGUUAUGCAGUUUGCAGAUUUUGGGCCAAAGUUGGGACUUAACCGUUUCCAACAACAUCAGCAGGAUGAUGAGAGCACCAAAACCAACACCAUGAUCCCCGGGAAUGGGAUCGACCCUGUUUAUUUUCUCAAAUUUCCUGUGCUUGGGAACUCUGGCAAUACUCGUAGUAUUCAUGAUGAUAGAAAUCAUAGUAUUACUGACAGAGAGGGAGGCUUUGGUGAUCCUCUAGAGGACCUUAGAGAAUAUAGCUACGACCAUCAACAAGAAGAUGCUUCUGCUGCCGGUGUUUUGUUAACAGCAGGAACGUCCAAUAACAGCCUUAGUAACUACACUAAUCCGGUGCAGCUGGAGUUUCUGGGUAAUACUCGUGAUGUGAAUGAUCUUAUGGACUUGAGCACUGGUGAGAAAAGCGGAGCCAACGUGGAACUGGAAGGAAUGGAAGCAGGCGGAGAAGGUGCAGUAGCAGCAGCAGCAGCAAUGGGACAUAACAAGAGCAGCAGCAGCAGCAGCAAGAGGAAAAGGCCUCGAACCAUCAAGACGAAUGAGGAAGUGGAAAGCCAAAGGAUGACUCAUAUUGCUGUUGAAAGGAACCGAAGGAAGCAAAUGAACGAGCAUCUACGCGUUUUAAGGUCUCUCAUGCUCAGCUCCUACGUCCAAAGGGGAGAUCAAGCAUCAAUAAUAGGAGGAGCAAUAGAGUUUGUGAGAGAACUGGAGCAACUGCUACAAUGUCUAGAGUCCCAGAAGAGGAGGAGACUGUAUGGAGAUCAAGGACGGCCAAUUGCAAUGGGUGACUCCAACUCUAACUCCUCCUCAUCGACGACUGUCCUAGGAGUAGGGCUAGUUCAGCAAAUGCCACAAGUACAACCCAUUAGCACUGGCUUUUACACCACCAAAUCAUCAGGCUCUUUGCUUCCGGAAGAGACAGCUGAGAGCAAGUCUUGCAUUGCAGACGUGGAAGUGAAGGUGUUAGGUUUUGAUGCUUUAAUAAAGAUCCUCUCUCGCAGACGACCAGGACAGCUCAUCAAGGCCAUUGCUGCCCUUGAAGAUCUUCACUUCACUAUUCUCCACACGAACAUCACUACCAUUGAGCAAACUGUUCUUUAUUCUUUCAAUGUCAAGGUUGCUAAUGAAGCAAGGUUCACUGCUGAUGAUAUUGCUAGCUCAGUGCAGCAAAUCUUUACGUUUAUUCAUUCCAACACGAAUAUCAAUUAAUACUGCUGUUGUUAUGAUGCCUUCUAUUCAAUAUCGAACUUUUAGUUAAUUAUUUCUUGAUAAAUGCAAACAUGUAUACAACUCAGCUGAUUAGGUACGAGUACGACCUGUGAAGAUACGGUUAAUUGAUUGUACACAUAGGAGUAUUACUAGCUUGAAGUUGCAUGAUGGGAUUGUGGUGUCAAGAAUAGUACUAUUCCAUAUUAGUAUAUUAUGCUA